AUGGUUGAUUAUGUGCAAAAUUUGGCUGGAAGCCAAGCAUGGUUUGGUCGAGGGAGUAGAAUUAUAGUUACGACUAGGGAUAAACACCUCUUGAUAUCACAUGCUGUAUUGUUUGAAAUGUAUGAGAGUAAAAUCUUGAAUAAAAGUGAAUCCCUUCAACUGUUUUGUGAAGAAGCUUUUAAAAGGGACAAGCCGGAAGAAGAUUAUUUUGAGUUAUCUAAAAGUGUGGUCGAAUAUGCUGGAGGCCUUCCUUUGGCUCUUGAAGUGUUGGGUUCUUUUCUUUGCGAAAGAAGGAUAUCUGAUUGGGAAGAUGCUUUGAUCAAAAUUAAAAAAGUUCCACAUGAUGACAUCCUAAACAAACUUCGAAUAAGUUAUGACAUGUUAGAAGAUGAACACAAGACUAUAUUUCUAGAUAUCGCCUGUUUUUUUAAGGGAUGGUAUAAACAUAAAGUGAUACAGAUAUUGGAAAAUUGUGGCUUUCAUCCUACACUUGGAAUAAAUGUUCUUAUAGAAAAAUCACUUGUAACUUUUGAUGGAAAAGUUAUUGGAAUGCAUGAUAUGCUAGAAGAAAUGGGUAAAACCAUAGUUUUUCUAGAAUCUCCUAAUGAUCCCGGGAAACGGAGUAGAUUGUGGUCUCUAGAGGAUAUUGAUGAAGUACUAAGGAAAAACAAGUUUAUUCCGAAUUUCAAUGUUACAAUACUUUUGUUGAACUGCGUUCGUUGUAUCUUGUGUUACCUAUUUGACAAUUAUUGUUUAAUAGGGAACUGAACUUGUUCAAGGUAUUGUUUUCAAGUCAUCACCAUCUAUGUCAUUUGAAGCACGUUGGAACCCCGAGGCCUUUUCAAAGAUGUAUAAUCUUAGGUUACUCAUUAUAUUAUGUGAUUUGCAUCUUUCACU
Messenger RNA from Lathyrus oleraceus (garden pea), 897 nucleotides. RefSeq names its product TMV resistance protein N. The coding region runs from base 1 to 768 and encodes 255 amino acids. The record is from RefSeq and is a predicted model, not a curated record. Gene Ontology annotation, biological process: defense response. Gene Ontology annotation, molecular function: ADP binding. The transcript is spliced from 2 exons. NCBI's taxonomy places the organism in Eukaryota, Viridiplantae, Streptophyta, Magnoliopsida, Fabales, Fabaceae.